This is a messenger RNA of Apus apus (common swift), 6580 nucleotides long. RefSeq names its product kelch like family member 3 (gene KLHL3). NCBI's taxonomy places the organism in Eukaryota, Metazoa, Chordata, Aves, Apodiformes, Apodidae. Gene Ontology annotation, biological process: protein K48-linked ubiquitination; monoatomic ion homeostasis; renal sodium ion absorption. Gene Ontology annotation, cellular component: cytosol. Gene Ontology annotation, molecular function: protein binding. Bases 116 to 1921 code for a protein of 601 amino acids. The transcript is spliced from 16 exons. The record is from RefSeq and is a predicted model, not a curated record.
CCGGCGGGAACGCAGCGCUCCGCUCCCGGAGGAAGCGGCCCGGGGCGGGGCGGCCGCUCGCAGCCAUGCCGGGCCCGGGGCGCUGAGCCUGCCCCGGCCCCCGCCGCCCCGCACCAUGGAGGAGGAGAGCAUUAAGCAGAGCUCCCGAUCCUCUGAGGCAGCUGAAGAUGAAAAGGACCAGCGCACGGUGACUGUCAACCACUCUCACAUGAAAAAGGCAUUCAAGGUCAUGAAUGAAUUACGGAGCAAACGGCUCCUCUGCGAUGUGGUGAUUGUGGCUGAAACUGUGGAGAUGGAAGCUCACCGCGUGGUCCUUGCGGCCUGCAGCCCCUAUUUCUGUGCGAUGUUUACAGGAGACAUGUCUGAAAGUAAAGCCAAGAAGAUUGAGAUAAAAGAUGUUGAUGGGCAGACCCUGAGGAAGCUGAUUGAUUAUAUCUACACUGCUGAGAUUGAGGUCACGGAAGAGAAUGUGCAGGUUUUGUUGCCAGCUGCUAGUUUAUUGCAAUUGAUGGAUGUCAGAAAAAACUGCUGUGACUUUCUCCAGUCUCAGCUGCACCCCACGAACUGCCUUGGGAUCCGAGCUUUUGCAGAUGUGCACGCGUGCACCGAGCUGCUGCAGCAGGCAAAUGCCUAUGCAGAGCAGCACUUCCCUGAGGUGAUGCUAGGAGAAGAAUUUCUUAGCCUUAGUCUGGACCAGGUUUGCAGUUUAAUAUCAAGUGACAAGCUCACAGUCUCCUCUGAAGAAAAGGUCUUUGAAGCGGUUAUUUCUUGGAUAAAUUAUGAGAAGGAAUCUCGCUUAGAGCACAUGGCUAAACUGAUGGAGCAUGUUCGCCUGCCCCUUUUGCCCAGAGAUUAUCUUGUACAGACAGUUGAAGAAGAAGCUUUAAUCAAGAAUAACAACACCUGUAAAGACUUCCUUAUCGAGGCCAUGAAGUAUCAUUUGCUUCCCCUGGAUCAAAGGCAGCUGAUAAAGAAUCCCAGGACAAAGCCAAGGACUCCCGUUAGCCUGCCAAAGGUGAUGAUUGUGGUGGGCGGGCAGGCGCCCAAAGCCAUUCGCAGCGUGGAGUGCUACGAUUUUGAGGAGGAGAGGUGGGAUCAGGUUGCUGAGCUUCCCUCCCGGAGAUGCAGAGCAGGUGUGGUAUUUAUGGCUGGCAAUGUUUAUGCUGUUGGGGGCUUUAAUGGAUCUUUGAGGGUACGGACAGUCGAUGUGUAUGAUGGUGUGAAGGACCAGUGGACAUCCAUAGCCAGCAUGCAGGAGAGACGAAGCACUUUGGGCGCCGCGGUGCUCAAUGACCUCCUGUACGCAGUGGGCGGCUUUGAUGGCAGCACUGGUCUGGCAUCAGUUGAGGCCUAUAGCUAUAAAACCAAUGAGUGGUUUUUUGUGGCUCCUAUGAACACAAGAAGAAGCAGUGUUGGAGUUGGAGUUGUGGAGGGUAAGCUGUAUGCUGUGGGGGGUUAUGAUGGAGCAUCCCGGCAGUGCCUUAGUACCGUCGAGCAGUACAACCCAGCCACCAAUGAAUGGACCUACGUGGCCGACAUGAGCACCCGGCGCAGCGGUGCAGAUGGUGCAAGUUGGAGUACCUCCACCAGACUGAGAAUUUCACCCAGUGUUGGUGUUCUCAGUGGGCUGCUCUACGCUACCGGGGGGCACGACGGGCCCUUAGUAAGGAAGAGUGUGGAAGUCUAUGAUCCAGGAACAAACACCUGGAAGCAAGUAGCAGACAUGAAUAUGUGUAGAAGAAAUGCAGGUGUGUGUGCUGUGAAUGGUCUCCUCUACGUGGUAGGAGGAGAUGAUGGUUCCUGUAAUUUGGCUUCAGUGGAAUACUACAACCCCACCACAGACAAGUGGACAUUAUUACCAACCAGCAUGAGCACGGGCAGAAGUUACGCAGGUGUGGCUGUGAUUCACAAACCAUUGUGACACAUGAUCAGGCCAAUGUGAGGAGCAGAAGUGAAGUGGAUCCAGCUAGGUGGUGUUGGGAAGAUGACUGACCUCUGACUUGACCCAUCUCAUUGCUGUUCACGUCUUAGCAUGACAAGUGAUACGUUACAAACAUCAUCUGCUCUGUGGUGGAUUGUGUAGCGAAGUGAAGAUCCCUCUGGGGACGUGUUCCAUGCUAGGCACGAGGUGUUGCUUGUUAUCUGUGGUACAAUCAAGUGUUCUUCUCAAUGGCUAGUGUCCUGAGAUAAACACUGUGCUUGAACUGCAGGCACUGAAUUUCUUGUGUGAAACAGAACUUCUACGUUUGGGCACGUGAGUAAAAAUGAACACUUCUGGAUUUCUUUACUACUGAUGCUCUGUACACAUUGUUGAACUAUUUACUCACUGUGCCUGGAGGGUGGACAUUACUACUGGCAGUGGAGACUUCUGAGUACCAAGUGAGAAAAGCAGUCAGCAGAAAUGGACUGGAACAGGGUGCUCUGGCUCGAGUGCGACGCUGUCUCAGUCAUACGUUUGUAUAUGCCACUGGCCUACUGUCUGUAUCCCUCCAGUGCUUGUCGUGUGGUGGAAAUAAAUACCGUGUGGUUUUUCUACUUGCCAUGAAUGCUGUUUGCUGUACCUGAUGGGACCUGCUGGGCAGUGUCUUCCCUGGGGCUGAAGUCUCAGCACCUGAAUCACGCAGAUCUUCGCAACCCCACAAAACGUGUGCUGCUCCCGUGGGGUUUGUUGCUCCUGUGGAACAAUUGUUGCUUGAAUAGAAAGUAUUCCCAACCCAUUGCAUUUCAGCUGUGCUGAAAGCCCCAGUUCUAGCUCUGUCCAGCAUCUCAAUGCCAUUUCAUAAUAGAGCAUUUAGUUGUUAAAAAGAAGUACCUUAUGGUGCCAUUAAUGCAGAGACAUGACAUACAGCAAGAACCCUCUGUCACCCAAGCAGGGAUUAAUGAGCAAACUAAAAUACCUGCAGUGUUUUAAUGCUUCCAGAGGAUGAAGAUUAGCUAAUCACUGUCACUGUAAUUGCUAUUUUCAUCUUGCCCGUACUGAGGGCGUUCCUCUGUUAGUGUGAAGAGUUCAGAAGAUUAUUCAAACAGACAAAUCUCGAUCCAGCUUUAAAGAAGCUCUCUUGCUUCCAUCCCAAAUUCUUAAAGCUUUCAGUUUAAGAUGAUGUCUGACUUCAAAAUACCUUUUUGUGUCUCCUUGUGAGCUCUGGCAUGCUCCUGCCUACAGGGGUGGAUUCCCAAAAGACUCCUCAGCUCAAGACAACUAAUGAAGAAAACUAUUUUCUCUCCUUUUUGGUUUUUUGUUUCCCCACCCUGAGGAUCAGGUGAGGCUUUCUGUGGUGGGCAGCUAACCUGCAGCACUGAAUCUGCCUGUGUUACUCUUGAGCUCCAGCACUGACCAGUGUUGUUUUGCUGGUUUCUUUCUCCAUAGAUCUCCUAUCAAAAAGGCUCUAUGGGACCUUCUACAGUAGAAAAGUACUUAAAACUUUAUAUCAGAGGGAUCUAAGGCUGCAUCACCCUGUCUGGUUUUUGUAGAGGAGCGUGUUACUUCUGUAAAUAAGCAGACUUUCAGUGUUGGAGUUAACACAAUCCAUGUAAGAUGGAUACCUGCUCACUCUGGGGGAAACAGCACCUACCUUGGCUGUGUCACCUCCCACAGAGGGGGCUGACCUUCAUGGGGAACAUUAGGUAAUUCCCACUUCACUUUGGAUGUUCUUGUUUUUACAAACGUAAGCAAACUGACCAUAGAAAUAGCAGUAUUAUUCUUCAUGUCUGCCCUUCCAUUCUAUGUCAGCUCAGAGGUCUUGAGGAUAAUAACAAAAAAAAAAAAGUCUUUUGUAUAAUACCCUUUUUAAGCCUUUUGCUUUGGGUUCUACAAUCUGCAAUGAAAUGUGCCAAAAUAGUAGUAUGACAUGCUGCUUUUCUAUGAGGUGUUCCUUAUUGUAAAGCAAUGGAGGUUGGUGGGAAGGUAUCCCUGGUGGGACCUGCCCUCAGGUCAGAGUCCUGAGACACAUCUUUACAAUGACAUCAGCAAGAUGAUGCCUCGGGUUGGAGUGACUGAAAUUCACUGCCCCAAAAAGCAGACAUCAAAAGAUGCUUUCCUUUCAUGCAGUCUGUGGGAAUAGAGGAUAACAUGGGACAGGCAGAAUGUUUUGGUCACAGUCAGCGUCUCUUGUUAGACUGAGAUGGCAGGACAAGGGUAGACAGGGAUUUGGGCACACAUGGCCCUUGUUAGGUCUGGUAUAGAAAUAGGGAACAUGAGGUUAAACAGCUACUGUAGAGCCCACCUACAGCUCAAUAGCUGGGAGCAGUUACCAGCUCACUUUCCACUUGGAGCAUCUGAGGCAAAGGCAAAGAUUACCCAGAGACUAAGAGUUUCUGUGGGCUGGAGAGAAAAACUGGUAGUUACUGCUAGGGAGGUUGGUUUGAAAUUUGCCAGGUUUGUUAGAUAUGAAAGGUGAAUAUCCCUGGAUAACAUAUCCUGCUGAACAUGUUGGAUAUUUUUUUCCUCUGCUAUACGUCUCUUUAUAAACCUUCCUUGCUUAUAAGGAAAACAGUUUUUGGGUGGUUUUCUGCUCUUGUCAAAUGGCAUUUCUGCCUGCUCCUGGCCCAGACUUGUGGCUUGCUGGACAGGGCUAGGACUUGCCAUCCUUGCCAGGGGUGACAGCUGGUGUUCCCUGCUGCAGCCAGCUCUCCUCCAAGGCCAAUGACACGUUUCUUUCUUCCCUUCUCCAAGGUUGCAGUGUUAUGCAAGUCAAGUGACCUCAUUUUCCAGCUAUGCAAUAUGAACAACCAUAACGUGAUGAACCAGCUGUAUCCCCCCCCCCCCUUGAAAUGCUUUUAGGAUUUGUUCCUCUUUGGUGUGUGGUUUCAUGUUUGUAUUGUUAAUUCUGAGCACCUGAGCCAGAUCCUGUACAGAUUGCCUUUUUCUAGGACUGAAAACAUAACAUUAGAGCUAAUAAAUUUUACUGUAAAUAUUUUUAUAAGACAAUUUUAAAUAAUAUUUUGAUUGCUUUUUAUGGUCGUCAAUGACAGUGCUGGUAAAUUCUGGAUCUAAUUCUUACAUUCCAGUGCAGUUUUUGCUGGCCAUGAUGUAGGUGUGAAUCUCUUAAGUUUUCUGCACAAGAAAUUAAACGUUACAACUAAGAUCUGGGAUAGCUCUUAUGUUGAUUCUGAGCUUGUAGAAGGACAGCACUGGGUUCAACAUUGUGAGAGAAAUUCAAAUCCAUUACCUCAGUCACCAGUACGCUCUUAGAUGAUUAGUUAUUUUACAACAAAUUCAAUGCUCUGAUUUAAUUUUCUUGUGCCAUGUGUUUGCUUCUCAGUCAGCUUGGUGGACAAGCUGUCUCUCAGUGGUUUAAUUUCUCAGCUCUUGCGUGAGCUUGGAGGUGGAGGAUGCCAUGUACACAACAGCACGGGUGCAAACCCCCAGGCUGCCAAAACCAGUUAAAUUAUUGCAGAUUUUGUACAAGCUUCACAAAGCAACUUGAGCAACUUCCUCCCAGUGGUCCUUUGUGAAUAUGGAAGCUUUCCUCAGCUCUCUCUUGGUGUCAGCCCUAUUUGGGAGUCACUGUGUGCUGAGCCCUUGUGGGGUGCUGGCUGUGGGUUUCCCAAAGGUGACUUUGCUCUUGUGGAGAAAGUGUCCCCCAGGGAGGGGCACCCCCAAACCCAACAGCAAACCCAGGGGUGCAGCCACUGCUGGCCUUGCAGAGCAGGCAGAGGUUGAGCAGGAUCGAUUUGCCUUGAGCAAUCUGUUGUUGAAACAAGUUUGAAUCAAGUCCAUCUUUUCCAUUUGUGCCUAAUAGAUAAAUUGGGGGUGAUUAAAACCAAUUUUCAGUUCAUUCAGUUCACACAAAUACUUUUUUGUACAGAUGUGUACAGCUCUGUAAUUACUAUCAACACUCUUGGCAGCAGUUGUGUGACACCACCGUGAAGGCUUAAUUCUGUUCUCUCAUUUGCAGUGUUUGGAGAUCAAAACCCUUAAUAUCCAGCCAUGUGUGAUGCCUAUUUAUCAAGCUAACAUGAUGGUUCAACAGAUAAAUGCAGCUCGGUUUUAACCUUUGGGAUUCAUUACUAAUAAAAUGUAGUAUCAAAGCAGUUGCCCCCUUGGCUUGACAUCCUGCCCACAAAUCACAUUCACAGGAGCAUAACUGGUUGCUCAGAGCUAAGUGUUUGGGAGUGUGUUAGACUUUAUAGCCUGGAAAUGAGGUAAUUCACUUUUUUCCCUCUGCCCUUAUCAUUGUUUAUGGGUCUAUAAAUUAUUCUCUACAGUAACAAUAAAUUAAUAUUGAGAAUAUUAAUUUGUGACUUUUAUGUAUAAAAAGCCCUUAAGAGUAAUGGACAAUUGUGAAAUAAUUUACCUGGGUGUGAAAUUCUUUGUUUUUGUGAAACAGAGUUUGUUGGUUCAGUAGCUGACAGUAUGCCCUAAUGAGUUGGUUGACUGUUCAAGCUCAUUUUUUUAAUUAAAGAUUUUUGCAUGAAUGUGAAGGACUGGAGACUUUGCAAAGUAAUUCUCUUGACAGCUGUCUUGUCCAGUGCGAUGAACGACUCAAGAAACAUUCUUUACUGACUCAUUUCUAUUAUAAACGAAAAUCACGUUGUAGUUCCCUGUCCUUUGAUUUGAAUAAAAACUGGACUAAUGAAA